This is a messenger RNA of Auanema sp. JU1783, 392 nucleotides long. The record is from the annotation of a GenBank genome assembly. NCBI's taxonomy places the organism in Eukaryota, Metazoa, Nematoda, Chromadorea, Rhabditida, Rhabditidae.
GCAACCUCAUUCCAACCUUCUGUAAGCUUAAACAUCAUGAACUCAAAGCUUGGGACUGUCCUCGUAUGAGUAAAGAGGAAUUUGUUUGGAGGGUCACCCGUGAUCAAAUUUUGGUUAUUGACAUCAGGAAUCAGAAUGAUUUCAACAGAGGAUCCGUACUACGAUCGUUGUCCUAUCCAACGCCUUCUGAUUCUUCUCUCCACAAUAUUGUUGAAGCCUUGAAAAGUGCCCAGAAAACCAAUUUGCCUGUAUGCAUAGUGGGAAGCAAGGAUAUAGAAUUAACGAAAGCGUUCACUUCCUUACUUGUACGAAGUCGUUAUGAUGGAAUAUGCGUAUUGGAUGGAGGCUUUGAAGUGGUCCGUGAUGACCGAUCCAUAAUUGGUAUUCAUUGA